UGUUUUUAUAAUCGGACGGAAGGGCCCUUAUCGACUGUAGAGAGACGCGACAAAGCCCGUUCGAUCUCUGCUCUUCAAGUGACGUGGACGCUCCACAUCCGUUCGUUUACUCUUGACUUUUCAGCUUCCAACAAAACUAUCUUCUCCACAUCGCCGCACUCCCUCUCGCCGUUUCGGAUUCCGACUUCUCGCCUCUUCCGAAGCGGUCUCGUUCCUUCCUUAGGCGGUUUUCCCUGUCAGGGCGGUUUUAUUCCUGCGGAUCCAGGGCUCUUCUCGUCGGUUUUGCCGGUUUUCGUCUGCAAAAGCGGUUUUUUAUUUGGGUUUGGGAGAUUCCGCAGUUGUUUUACCGAACUGGAGGAAGAUAAUCGCGGAUUCUUUUGUGGAGAUCUUUGGUGCGAUUUCAUGGCCGCCGAAAAACAGCUGGAGAAGCCUCUGGAAGGGAUGAUGAAGAAUCUGAAAGUAGAUCCUUCUUCUGAAGCCAUUGAUUCCAAUGUGGCUGCUUCAAAGGAUGGAAGCCCAUUUGAUGCCACAUCAUGUAUAUCCUCAUCGGGGGAUGCGACAAGUAGUUUCAAGGAGAGCGAUGUGGAUCAGGAGUCUUUGAUGGCUGAGCAGGGGAUCUAUUAUCCGGCAAGCAACUACUAUGGAUACUGUUAUCCAGGUUAUGAUGGCUCCUUUGGAGAAUGGGAUGAUCAGGGUUACUACUUUGGGCCUGAUGGAUUGGAUAUUCAAUAUCGUGCAAUUCAAGCAGAUAAUGGCUCACUCAUCUGCUAUAUCCCAGGGUUUCAACCUGGGUACAAUCCUUAUGGUCCAUACAUACCUGGAGCUAUGAUUGGUGUUGAUGGUCAAUAUUUGAGCCAGCAGUCAUACUUCCCAGGUCCAGUGAUUCCACAGCCUCUUGCUUCUCCAGGAUAUUACCCUUCUUCAGUACCAUAUGGCUCGGAGGUAGUGCCAGCAUAUGGAUGGGAUGCAUCUCCCCUAUUCAUGGAUGGGGCCCAUGUCAAUGCAUUUGGUGGAGCUCCAACCAUUCCCGUUCCCAAGCCUAAUUUCUCUGCUCCAAGUCAUACCCUUUCUCAGUUAAAGCCUACACCACCCUCUAAGUUUACUACCACGGGUGAAAUGAAAGGCUCUUCACCAGCAUUGAAUGUGCCACCAAGCGGUGGUGUUCCUAACCAGUCUCUAAAGCCAGCAAAUAAGGGAUCUGGUUUUCAGGCAGCCACUGUUCUGACAAAGGGUUACUUCCCCAUAGCGAAGUUUCCUUCCUGCCCUAACCAGGUGAAGGGUGGCUUGCUCUAUCCAAAUAACCCUGCUAGUGUCAAAGCAAAUGGACGAGGUUGGGCAGGCACUGAAAAGCUAAAAACGAGAAGCAAAGCUAAUGGAACUAGUGAUUUCGAUUUGCUAAAUGAACAAAACCGUGGUCCUAGAACAAACAGUGCCAAAAAUACUUGGGUUUCGGUGGUGGCUCCAGUUGAAUCUCCAAGUGCUGAGAUGAAUCCCAGUAGUAACAGCUCAACCACUGUAAUCCGGAGGGAUCAAUUCAACCAUCCAGAUUUUCCGACCAAAUAUGAUCAGGCUUUGUUCUAUGUAAUAAAAUCAUACAGUGAGGAUGAUGUCCAUAAGAGUAUUAAGUACAAUGUUUGGGCGAGCACUCAAAAUGGAAAUAAGAGACUCGACGAUGCUUAUCAAGCUGCCCAAGAGAGAAUGGAGGAGAAGGGCUGCAAGUGUCCUAUCUUUCUUUUCUUUUCAGUAAAUGCGAGUGGUCAGUUCUGUGGAGUAGCUGAGAUGGUUGGCAGAGUAGAUUUUAACAAGAGCAUGGAGUUUUGGCAGCAAGACAAGUGGAAUGGAUCCUUUCCUGUCAAGUGGCAUAUCAUUAAGGAUAUCCCAAAUCCUCAGUUUCGUCAUAUAAUUCUCGAGAACAAUGAAAACAAACCUGUAACGAACAGCAGAGAUACUCAGGAGGUGAGAUUUCAUCAAGGGAUUGAGAUGCUGAACAUUUUUAAGAACUAUUCAGCCAAGACAUCCAUAUUGGAUGACUUUGGAUUUUAUGAAAGCAGGCAGAAGGCAAUGCAAGACAAGAGGACAAGGCCGCUCACACCGCAUUUGGAGCAUUUGCAGCAAAAACCAGUGGACGCUGCGCAAGCAAUAAAGGCAGUUGAUCUGAAGUCAGCAGUCACUGGUCAUCAGACGAUGGAAUUGGCUGCUCCAAGGGACAAGGAAGAACUGCAGUCAAACAGUGAAUCAAAGGAACGAGUGGAAGUUUGAAACAGGAGGAGCAUUUUGCCCGAGCAGCAGCAUGAAGAACUCCUGAGAAGAUCCCUUGAUUGAUUGAUGCCCAUCAGCUCCAUGGUAUUUUGAUUGGCGGGCAUGUAAGGACUGCUUUUGAAAUUUUCCAAUCAGGGGGAUUAGUGGCUAUUGAUGACCAUUAAUGGGCUCACUCCAAGCCUGUUGUACCAUAGCUGCAGGCCGGUGCUGGGGUGGCGCCAGUGCGAAAAAUCUGUACAACUCUCACUCUUUUUUUUUUUUUUUUCCGUUUGUCUUUCGUUCUUUUUCUUUCAGUGGGUCCUGGUUUGGUAGGGUGUGUCAGCUGUUGUGGGGUGUGUGGGUGUAUUGGUGUCAAAGCGCAAGAGUAAAAGCUUUUCUUUUCCUUUCUUCUUU
Messenger RNA from Magnolia sinica, 2652 nucleotides. RefSeq names its product YTH domain-containing protein ECT4-like. Gene Ontology annotation, molecular function: mRNA binding. The record is from RefSeq and is a predicted model, not a curated record. Bases 403 to 2259 code for a protein of 618 amino acids. NCBI's taxonomy places the organism in Eukaryota, Viridiplantae, Streptophyta, Magnoliopsida, Magnoliales, Magnoliaceae. The transcript has 9 exons. Gene Ontology annotation, biological process: mRNA destabilization. Gene Ontology annotation, cellular component: cytoplasm.